AUCAGACAUUCCUCCUGUCCCUCACUUGACCGAGCUCAGUACCAAUGAGGAGACUUCAUAUCAUUGUACCUGGAGUUGGAAAACAAACAAAGAUUCAACGUACGUGGAGCAUCAAGUGAUUUUAACAUCAGAGAGAAAUGGAUGAAAAUGGCGCUAGGGAGAGGAAGGAGUCGCUGAAUGGCUCCACUGGCCCCAGCAUGGAUUCUCCUGCUAAGGACAAACAGGCUGUGAAGGCCGCUGUGCUUCAAAAAGAUGUUGGUCUGCUGAGUGGCAUCGGUUUUAUUGUGGGGAGUAUGAUCGGCUCAGGCAUCUUCAUUUCUCCCAAGGCUGUUCUGCUGUAUAGUGGAGCUGUGGGACCGUGCCUCCUCACCUGGGCUGCCUGUGGCGUGAUUUCCACUAUGGGGGCACUGUGCUACGCUGAGCUUGGCACCAUGAUCACCAAAUCCGGCGCAGAUUAUUCAUAUUUAAUGGAGGCUUUUGGCCCCAUUUUGGCCUACCUCUACUCCUGGACCACUGUCAUUGUGUUGAGGCCUUCAGCCUUUGCCAUCAUCACGCUGAGCUUUGCAGAAUAUGCCUCCACUCCUUUCUACCCUGGCUGCACUCCUCCCCUCAUUAUUACCAAGUGUCUGGCUGCAGCAGCUAUAUGUGUCGUCGUCUCAGUCAACUGUUUUAGUGCUAGACUGGCGAGAUAUGUGCAGAAUUUCUUUACUGCAGCUAAACUUUUAAUCAUUUUUAUCAUAACGGGGGCUGGAAUUGUUCUGUUAGCUCAAGGAAAUACUGAGAAUUUUUCAAAUGCAUUCAGUGACACUCCGCCAUCUUUUGGAGCAAUUGGUCUUGCGUUUUAUAACGGGUUAUGGGCCUUUGAUGGAUGGAACCAACUGAAUUUUAUCACAGAGGAAGUGAAAGACCCAUACAGGAACUUGCCACUGGCCAUUAUUAUUGGGAUCCCCUUGGUUUCUGUGUGCUAUGUAAUGGUCAACAUUGCUUACUUCACUGUCAUGACCUCCACUGAAGUGCUGGUGUCUCCAGCUGUUGCUGUGACGUUUGGGGACAAAGUCUUUUAUCCUCUGUCCUGGAUCGUUCCACUUUUUGUUGUCUUCUCUACAAUUGGUACUGCCAAUGGAUCCUGCUUCAGUGGUGCCAGACUGACGUAUGUAUCUGGUAGAGAGGGUCACAUGGUGAAAAUUUUAUCCUAUAUCAGUCCAAAGUACUGUACACCAUUACCUGCUCUCAUACUGAAUGGUGUUUUGGCUAUGUUCUACCUUAUCCCAGCUGACAUUAACACCCUUAUAAACUACUUCAGCUUUGCCCAGUGGAUGUUUUAUGGUCUGACAACACUGGGACUCAUAGUGAUGCGAUUCACAAGGAAGGAGCUCCACAGACCAGUGAAGGUGCCAGUUGUCAUAGCGGGCCUGAUGGUGCUGGUGUCUGGCUACUUAGUCCUGGCCCCCAUCAUUGAUAAGCCAGAAGUGGAAUAUAUCUACUGUGCAGUGUUCAUGUUCAGUGGAUUUCUACUCUAUUACCCUUUUGUUCACCGUAAGGUUGAAUGGGCACGCAAACUCAUGAGGCCCAUUACUAUUUAUCUCCAGCUGCUGAUGGAGGUAGUUCCUCCAGAGAAAACGGAAUGAAAAUGGACAGAAGAGAAAACCACGAUGACUUCUGCUGCUUGUCAUGAUUCACAUUGUGCCUGGUUCUGGAGACAGGCCAAUCCAACGCCUGGGGUCAGAGGUGGAUCAGGGUCAAAAACAAAGUAGCUGGUGUGUUGUAUUGUGUUUGUGGACUGGUGUGACCAGUCAUUUCUGCUGAUAUGUUGUUGUUUUUUUUAACAUGACAGCCUGAAUGACCAUGUUCUGGUGAAAUCUUUAUGAAAUCACUACAACUUCCACUGCUCUGACAUCAAUACUUGAACACUCACGAGAAAGUGGAGUCUAUGACAACAAUGCCAAUCGUGACAUUUAUCUGCACUCGGAAUGGGAACGGUUUUAAAUACGAUAAAGAUGCGAGAAUUUGAAAAAAAACCAAAAAACACAAACGUUCAUGUUUCGGAAACAUGUUUAUUUUCUUAAAUAAUAUUUGCAUAUAGAACGCGUGUGCUUCCUUGUUUUCCAUUUGUUUUACGAAAGUUUUAUAUUGUCAUUUUCAGCCUUUUUGACUUUGUACUCUCCUUCACCUUUUGCAUUGUACGGAACCUUGUACUGUUUUGAAAUGCACUCCAUACACCACAAGAAAAAUAAAUAAAUAAAUAACAUAAAACAGGAAAUAAACAAUAUGUGAUUCCAGCAAAUAGCUCUGCCUAUAAGUUGCAUGUGCUUGGCACUUUAGGAGACGGAUAAUGAAUGUAUUAUUCAAAUAAAUACUCUUAGAAAGCAGAGAACAUCACAUUGAUUGCAAUCAUUGCAGGAUUCAGAACAGUGCGAUUGAAUAAAAUCACAAAAAAAUGGCAGAGCCUCUGGAUAUUACUCUUGUCCAGCACUCUGUGGGAGUUGGGUCUUUGUUGCCCUAUAGAGGCACUUCACACAUUAGGUUUUCCCGAUGUACAAUCCUUAGAGUGCAAGUGAAGAUUUUCUCCAGUAGGUGCCAGUAAAUGUUGCUUUAAUUGGCUUCACUGAAUGCGAGGAUUCUCAGAAGAGCUGCUCACUCACUUCUGCCAAAUUACACUGGAACUGUCUGUAGAAGCAGCAUGUGGGUUGUGUAGCCAGACGUGCUUGGCUCAGUUUUAAUGUGCGUGGUGUUUUCAGUAAAGAAAGCUGUUGUCUCUCAACAGGUCCCACGUGAAGACUGAAUCCUUUUUUUUCCACAAAUUCCAGGACUCUGCUGGCACUAAUCCGAUCAAAGAUGAGAUUUUUUACACAUUGCCGUAAAGAUGAGCACUUACAUCCUGUUUCAUCACUCUUUUAUAGGCACUGGGUCCCAGGAAGAACAUUCAUCAUUUGGUUAGUGGGCAGAGGAAAGUGAUAUUGUUCAGAAUGUAUUAAAAUUGUUUUUAUGUUUUAUCGGAGCCGCAGAUGACGCAAAACAAUGCUGCAUUCAGUGUCAGCAGAGUUUUAAGAUUUGAUUUUGUGGCAGUUACAAAAUGGGAAAAGUCUGACUCUGUUGUUUAAUGUACUAUUACAUUAAACGACAGAGUAGCUUGUUAAUACUCGAUGUAUUGUUAAAUCAAGUCAAGGUGGAGCCACUUUCACAACUUAAAUGAUGUCUUCAUAAAGUUAUAAGUACCUUAUAUCUGUGGUUCUAAACCAGGUAUUAAAAAGAUCAUUCUGGAAUAAAACAUUGGAUAAUUGGACCAUCUAAAAAUGUUGAGGGGAAAUGCAAAUAACUGAAUUGUGCCAAAUUGUGCCAAAACGUCUCAAUCUGACACUGGGUUUGGGCUGUUGUAGGCCAAAUGUAACCAUAACACAUUUUAACUUAUAUA
This is a messenger RNA of Solea senegalensis (Senegalese sole), 3412 nucleotides long. RefSeq names its product solute carrier family 7 member 9 (gene slc7a9). Bases 138 to 1628 code for a protein of 496 amino acids. The record is from RefSeq and is a predicted model, not a curated record. NCBI's taxonomy places the organism in Eukaryota, Metazoa, Chordata, Actinopteri, Pleuronectiformes, Soleidae. Gene Ontology annotation, cellular component: membrane. Gene Ontology annotation, biological process: amino acid transmembrane transport. The transcript is spliced from 13 exons. Gene Ontology annotation, molecular function: L-amino acid transmembrane transporter activity.